Molecule: messenger RNA, 4045 nt
Organism: Prunus mume (Japanese apricot)
Lineage: Eukaryota; Viridiplantae; Streptophyta; Magnoliopsida; Rosales; Rosaceae
Product: TNF receptor-associated factor homolog 1a-like
Molecular function (GO): protein binding
Source: RefSeq, a predicted model, not a curated record
UAAAAUGAAAAUUGAAAAAACCUAAAUUAAAUAAAAUUAGAUUUUCUUUUUUGGGUUCCGCCUUUGCUCAAUUCUAUCUCUCUCUGCUGCUCCUUCGACCCCUCUCUCUCUUUUUCUCUCUUUCUUCCUCUCUCUCUCUCUAGAAUCUCAGAGCUUCCGUUGGCCAUUGUGAAUAAGCUCUGGUCUUCGUUGCAGUGAGCAAGGUUGAAGGAGUGUGAGGACAGGAAUAUUGGAGUGGGAAAUGGCUGGGAUUUCUAGUGAAGAUUCUGGAGUGGGAAGGUCUAUGGAGGGGAUUUCAAGUGGGCAGCGCUGCCUGUCUGGGGAAGCCUUAGCUGAAUGGCGGUCCUCUGAGCAGGUGGAAAAUGGAACCCCAUCUACUUCGCCCCCUUAUUGGGACUCUGACGACGACGACGACGGUGGGCCCAAACCGUCUGAGUUAUAUGGAAAAUAUACAUGGAAGAUAGAGAAAUUUUCACAGAUUAACAAAAGAGAACUUCGUAGUAAUGCCUUUGAGGUUGGCGGCUACAAAUGGUAUAUUCUAAUCUAUCCCCAGGGUUGUGAUGUUUGCAAUCAUCUCUCUUUGUUUCUUUGUGUAGCUAAUCAUGACAAACUUCUUCCAGGUUGGAGUCAUUUUGCACAGUUUACAAUAGCUGUGGUAAAUAAAGAUCCUAAGAAGUCGAAAUAUUCUGAUACAUUACAUCGAUUUUGGAAGAAAGAGCAUGACUGGGGGUGGAAAAAAUUUAUGGAGCUGUCAAAAGUAUUAGAUGGGUUUAUUGAUGCUGACACUCUUAUAAUAAAAGCUCAAGUUCAAGUGAUCAGGGAGAAAGCAGACCGGCCAUUCCGCUGCCUUGACUGUCAAUAUAGGAGAGAACUUGUUAGGGUAUACUUGACAAAUGUAGAGCAAAUCUGUCGUCGUUUUGUGGAGGAGAGAAGAAGCAAACUUGGAAAGUUGAUAGAGGAUAAAGCUAGAUGGACAAGCUUUCGCUCCUUCUGGUUGGGUAUUGAACAAAAUGCUAGGCGCCGUAUGUCCAGGGAGAAGAUGGAUGCAGUCCUGAAAGUAGUCGUUAAGCAUUUUUUCAUUGAGAAAGAAGUCACAUCUACAUUGGUAAUGGAUUCAUUGUAUAGUGGUUUGAAGGCUCUUGAAGGCCAAACUAAAUCCAAGAAAGGUAGGGUGAAACUAUUGGAGGCUGAAGAAAUGCCAGCACCAAUUGUUCGUGUGGAGAAAGAUGCGUUUGUAUUGGUGGAUGAUGUGCUAUUGCUACUUGAGAGGGCUGCCAUGGAACCAUUACCUCCAAAAGAUGAGAAGGGUCCUCAAAAUCGUACAAAAGAUGGAAAUUCUGGAGAGGACUUCAACAAAGAUUCUAUCGAGCGAGAUGAAAGACGUCUUACGGAAUUGGGUCGUAGGACUGUGGAAAUAUUUGUGCUUGCCCAUAUUUUCAGCAAUAAAAUUGAAGUUGCCUAUCAUGAAUCUGUUGCAUUGAAGAGGCAAGAGGAACUCAUCCGUGAGGAAGAGGCAGCAUGGCAGGCUGAAAGUGAGCAAAAGGCAAAACGAGGAGCAACUGAAAAGGAAAAGAAGUCAAAGAAAAAACAGGCAUCCCUUGCUUCUUUUCUACAGGCUAAACAGAAGAGGAAUAACCGGAAGGGGAAAGACAAAGGGAGGGAGGAAAGGCCUGAUAUACCAGUACAAGAGAAACAAGAAGAAGAAAACCCCACUGAGGAAAUGAAAGAUUACACAAGGGAUGAGGAGCAACCGGAGCUUGAAAAGCCAGAAACACUGGAUGAUGUAUCUGAUGUGUCUGAUUCAGUGGAUGGUGUUACUGAAGUACCUCAGCCUGAUUCUGAAGACAGAGAUGCUGGUCCAAUAAAUUGGGACACUGACACAUCAGAAGUCCAUCCUCCCACUGAAGCCAGCAGCAGUGGAAUUAGUGGGCUGUCAUCUGUGCAAAAUGGAGUAUCUGAGAGAAAGAGCCCAUCUGUGAUGGAUGAUAGUUCCUCAACAUGUUCCACAGACUCAGUCCCAUCAGUGGUAAUGAAUGGGCCAUAUAAGGGGAACUCCUUUUCUAAUUACAAAAACCAAAAAUCACCUAGCAGGGGGAAACAUCAGCGUGGUAAGGCAACAAGUGAUGGGAAUAAUUGGCCAAAUGAGAUGGAUAAUCAGCCUUCUGGACCUGUAGCUGAUGCAGGAUUUCUGAAUGAUGUUUCUGGAAGUAGUAAUAAGGUGCGUGAAUCUGAGUCUGAGCCUGCUGUUCAUUCAUUGCAUGAUCGGAUUAAGUGGCUGGAGCAGCAUGUUGUUAAGAAGGAGGAAGAAGUUGUUUCACUGCAGAAAAAAUUGAGUAUCAAGGAUCAGGUUGAUUUGGAAAGACCGUUGAAAGAGAAGACAUCGGCAGUAACAUCCUCACCUGGAAGCCCACCUAAAAUUGUGCCCUUGAUGGGUCAACCGAAGUCAGAGUGCCAGAGUAGUGCUGUUAUAGAUUCUGUUCCACUUAGGAAGGGAUCCUCAAUCAGUGCCCAGCAUACUGAUAGAGUGACACCUUUGACUACUACAUCCCAGAAUAACUGUGUGUCCAAACCUGAGACUCAGAAGGCUGCAACUCCAAAACCAGCUGAAAAAGCCAUGGCACAGCAAGUGCCUGUGUUGUCUAGGCCUUCCAGUGCUCCUCUGGUUCCUGGUCCCAGGCCUACUUCUGCUGUUGUGCCUAUUGUUCAAACAGCUCCUCUGCUUGCUCGUUCAGUAAGUGCAGCUGGCCGGUUGGGUCCUGACCCAUCACCAGCAACUCAUAGUUAUGUUCCCCAGUCAUAUAGAAAUGCCAUUCUGGGUAACCAUGUAGCUUCAGGUUCAACUGGUAUGACGCAUAACUCUCCAACCUCAGGAGUGAACCCAUCCCCAGUAUACUCACAGUCACCAGCCUUGGUAUCUGCCCCAAUGUUCUUACCUCAGGGCUCUGAAAUGAUGGACCCAAGCUCAGUUAAAUCAGGUUUUUCGUUUGGGAUGGUAACUCGGGAUGCGUUGCAUAAUGGACCCCAAUGGAUGGAGAGUUCUCAAAGGGAAUCGAUCAAAGGCAUGAAUUACGAUCCUUCCUCCUUGCUUCAUGAUCAAAAUUUUGACUUCUACAAACCGCCUUUACAUGGCAGGCCACAGGAACAUUUGUCCACUGAGUUCCCAGCCUGUACAUCUGGGCGUCAGACCCAAGGUGUAUCGGCCGAUGAAUUCCCUCACCUUGAUAUCAUCAAUGAUUUGCUUGAUGAUGAGCAUGGCUUUGGAACUGCUAGAGGAAGCUCAGUCUUCCACCCCUUCAGCAACGGGCCAACCCACUUAAAUCGGCAGUUUUCUUACCCCGGUGAUUUGGGCAUGUCUAGCGACACGGGGUCUGCAACCAGCUCUUGUAGGUUUGAGCGGACACGGAGUUACCAAGAUGAUGGGUUCCAGAGGGGCUACUCUUUAGGGGGACAUUUCGAAUCACUUAGGGAAUUUACACCGCAAGCUGGUCCGCCACCUUAUGUGAAUGGGCAGAUUGAUGGGUUAAUUCCUAACCAGUGGCCGAUGGCAAAUUCUGAUCUAUCUGUACUUGGCAUGAGGAACACAGAAUCUGAGGGCUACCCUUACUACAGUCCUGAAUAUUCGAACAUGGCAUGUGGGGUGAAUGGGUACACUGUAUUCCGGCCUUCAAAUGGUCAGUGAAGAGGAUGGUUAGUGAAGAGAAUGAGCAACGGAACCUACCCACAAAUUAGUGGGUUGCUGUCCGUUGUAAUAAUGUACUUGAGGAAAUUGUUGGGUCGUUACAUUUGGAGUGAGGUUGUAAUCUUUUCAGAAGAAAACAUUUUGUAAAGAGUGUUUCUUCCAUCCUUUUCAUAAGUUAGAAAUGAAGCUUUGAUUUAUCCUGGGGUUUUCAUGGUUCAUGGCUGUAGCAGGCUUUUUGACAUUUUAACUUAUUACUUUUGGCCCAUCACCGCUGUGUGGUCACUGUUCUUCUCAUGAUCUAUAUGUUAACUUCUCAAGAAAUGCAGAGAUGGAUUUUUUAUUGGAGUUCGACACAAUCUUUUUUUA